Xenopus laevis (African clawed frog) is the source of this 4993-nucleotide messenger RNA. RefSeq names its product sortilin-related VPS10 domain containing receptor 2 L homeolog (gene sorcs2.L). NCBI's taxonomy places the organism in Eukaryota, Metazoa, Chordata, Amphibia, Anura, Pipidae. The coding region runs from base 343 to 3891 and encodes 1182 amino acids. The transcript has 28 exons. The record is from RefSeq and is a predicted model, not a curated record.
GACAGUAGAUUUAUGGCUCCUGCAGAUCAUAUAGGGCCCCAUGACUAUUAAUAGAUGACUUACAUUAUAGGCUUAUUUUGAAAAUGUCUCAUUUGUUUAAGAGCUUCACUGGGCUCAAUCAUACACUGUAAAGUGUCUCUCUAUUGGCUUAGUAUAGUGCUGUUAUACAGGCAGAAACAUACAGCAGCUCAAUAAAGAUAAACUCGCUGGUUUGAGGAAUGUUUGUUGCUUUGUGCUUGUGGCCAGGACUAUGGGGUUUCUGUAGACCCCGCAGCUGAUAAGAAUUGCUCAGACUGUGCCGUUACUCGGUGUUUCCAGUAGGUGGCGCUCGUCCCAUUGUCAAUGGCAAACCCGACCGUCAAAAUCUCAGUUUUAUCCUGUGUAAAGGGGAAAAAAAUCGCGUGCUUUGUUUGCAAUCCCUCCCCUAGUAUCUAUCUAUCUGCCAUACACAUCCCUUGCCUGUCAGUGGCACAUCAGAAGGAGAUCAUGGCACUGAGGGGGACACUUGUUCUUCCUCCUCCCGGGGGCAUCACCCUACUGGUGGGCAGUUGCCUGUCCCUGCUGGUGCUUCUUGCUCAGGGCACGGGGCAGCGCACAAUGAGCAGGAGGGGUGCGCUGGAUGUAGCGGAGCCGGGGAUCAGAGCGGAUGAUGGGGAUGAUGUUGGAUCUAGAGAGGAGGCUUAUCCUGCAGCAGGACGAUUCAGGCGGGCAACCUCCAGGGGGCGCGUUUCGCUGCUCAGCACCUCGUUUGUGCUCAAGGGGGACGCGUCUCAUAACCAGGCGAUGGUGCAUUGGACCGGGGAGAACAGCAGCGUGAUUCUGAUAUUAACCAAAUACUACCAUGCGGAUAUGGGGAAAGUUCUGGAGAGCUCUUUAUGGAGAUCGUCUGAUUAUGGAACUACAUACACAAAAUUAAACCUACAGCCCGGGAUCACUACAGUGAUAGACAACUUCUACAUCUGUCCAACGAACAAGAAAAAGAUUAUUCUUGUCAGCUCUUCAGUCUCAGAACAAUGCCUCUUCACUAGCAGCGAUGAAGGAGCGACCUUUCAAAAGCACCAAAUUGAUUUCUUUAUUGAGACCCUGAUAUUUCAUCCCAAAGAAGAGGACAUGAUACUUGCCUAUAGCAAAGAUGCCAAGCUUCAUGCAUCCAUAAACCUCGGCAAGAGCUGGGACCUCCUGAAAGAACGUGCCUCUAAAGACCACAUAUUUUGGUCUGUUGCAGGAGUUGAUACUGAACCUGACGUUGUUCAUAUGGAAAUUCAAGACCUUGAUGGAGGUUAUCGGUACGUGGCAUGCCAGAUUCACAAUUGUUCUGACAAUACGUUUGCAUUUCAAUUCACUGGAAACAUUGAUCGGGAUUCUCUGACUGUACAGGACGAUUACAUCUUCCUCAAGACAACUUCAGGAAAUCGGAGUAAAUAUUACGUAUCAUAUCGACGGAAUGAAUUUGUACAGAUGAGACUUCCAAAAUAUGCUUUGCCAAAGGACUUGCAGAUAAUCAGCACGGAUGAAAACCAGGUGUUUAUUGCUGUCCAAGAAUGGUAUCAGACAGACACCUACAACCUGUACCAGUCAGAUCCGCAGGGAGUCUACUAUUCACUUGUUCUGGAAAAUGUGAGGAGCACCAAGCAACCGGAAGAGAAUGUUGUCAUCGAUAUUCUUGAGGCAAGAGGCAUUAAGGGUGUCUUUCUGGCCAACCAAAAAAUUGAUGGAAAGGUGACAACGCUUAUUACCUACAAUAAGGGUCGAGACUGGAGCUCCCUCAAUCCCCCAAGCACAGACAUGAUGGGCAAACCAACCAAUUGCAAACCUCCUGAGUGUCACCUUCACCUGCAUCUCCGCUGGGCAGACAAUCCAUAUGUAUCCGGAACAGUCCAUACCAAGGACACAGCGCCAGGACUAAUUAUGGGAGCAGGUAAUCUGGGCUCGCAGUUGGUGGAGUAUAAGGAAGAAAUGUACAUAACAUCGGACUGUGGAAAUACGUGGAGACAAGUUUUUGAAGAGGAGCAUCACAUCUUGUAUUUAGACCAUGGCGGCGUAAUUGUGGCCAUCAAGGACACUUCAAUUCCUCUAAAGAUACUCAAAUUCAGCAUUGACGAAGGCCACACGUGGAGCAUACAUAACUUCACCAGCACUUCAGUGUUCGUAGAUGGACUUCUCAGUGAACCAGGAGAUGAGACGUUGGUCAUGACGGUAUUUGGGCACAUCAGUUACCGCUCAGACUGGGAACUGGUGAAAGUCGAUUUCAGACCAUCUUUCACUGAAGAAUGUAGUGAGGAAGACUAUGAUCCAUGGAGCCUUGCCACCCCACAGGGGGACCAAUGCAUUAUGGGCCAGCAGCGAAGUUUUCGGAGGAGAAAACUAUCCUCGUGGUGCAUUAAAGGGAGAAGCUUCACAUCGGCACUUACGUCUAAGAUCUGCCAGUGUGAGAAUUCCGACUUUGUCUGUGAUUACGGAUAUGAACAGGAGACACUUCAGAGAUCACAAUCCAACAAAUGUUUUGCCGAUUUCUGGUUUAACCCGGAGUCCCCACCUGAGGAUUGUGUUAUAGGUCAAACCUAUACAAGUACCACUGGGUAUAGAAAGCUUGUAUCCAAUGUAUGUGAAGGUGGCGUUGACCUUCAAGAAAAUUUAGUUCGGUAUCCCUGCCCGCUGCUUGCUCCAAAGGGUCUCCGCAUCACCAUUAAGGGAGACUCCAUCGCGGUGAAGCCUGGAGAGGAGAUUACAUUUAUUAUUCAACAGGAUCAGGGGGAUAUGCUGAAUACCAAGUACCAAGUGGACCUCGGGGGCGGAGUCAAAUUGAAUCUCUCACUGACCAAUGAGCCCAUACAGCAUCGCUAUGAAAAUCCUGGGAUCUACAGGGUUUCUGUAAAAGCAGAGAAUAUUGCCGGGCAGGACGAGGCCGUGAUCUACGUGCAGGUUAACCCUCCUCUUCAGGCUCUGCAUCUUGAACUGGUGCCAGUGGUUGGCAAGAACAAAGAAGUGAAUCUGACGGCUGUGAUACAGCCAAGGAAUGCAAACUUGACUGUGUUUUACUGGUGGAUUGGAAACAACUUGCAGCCGAUCCUUACACUGGAAAAUUACCUUGUGACCAGAUUUGGUGAGGCCGGAGAGUUCCGCGUCACGGUGCAAGUCUCCUGCUGGAAUUCAAUGUUGCAGGUUUCAAAAACAGUCAAAGUCUUUGAUGAAUACCAGAUCCUAUCACUGAUGUUCAGCAAACACCUGGAUAUGUAUAACCCCAACAUCCCAGAGUGGAGAGAAGAUAUCGGACAAAUUGUAACAAGACUAAUAACAAAGGAAACCAAUAUCCCCGAACAAACGAUAGUGACGGUGGUGAAACCAGGACUUCCGACCACGGCAGAGUUGUACCUGCUUCCAGCUACCAAUGAAGAGAAAAGAAAGAGGAACGCGCCAAAUGAUAAGAGAAUAGCUGUGAUAAAGCAAGCCCUCAAUGCGCACAACAUUAGUUUCUUCCUGAGGGGUGGAUUUUGGGUCUUAGUGACGCUAAGCGAUUCCGAAUCAGACUCCCAGAGAAUUGGAGGAGCCGGAGGAUAUUGGGCCAUAUUCAUUAUCUUCGCAAUCUGCCUUGUACCAGUCGGAGCUUUUAUCCUUUAUAAAUUCAAAAGGAAAAUGCCGGGGAGGAAUGUUUAUGCUCAGAUGCAUAAUGAAAAAGAGCAGGAAAUGACAAGUCCAGUCAAUCACAGCGAGGACACCCAGAACAUUAUCCAGGGAGAGGAGUUUAUUGAUGAUGACAUGGACUCGCAAACUCUAGGACAUGGGAGAGUGAGGCUCUCUGGCAGAGCUGGAAAUUUGAGCAGCUACACGAUCCCCUUAUUGUCGAUGCCUACCAGUGCCCAUACGCAGGUAAUCACUCAGGCGUGGUUUUAAGUAUUAAUUCCAGAGAGAUGCACAAUUACCUGGUUAGCUGAUGUUCACAGCUGAAUUCAAAUCUUACAGACUUUUUUUCUGUAUCGUCUUAUAUCUCCGUGGGAAAUCAAGAGAGUGAGAAUGGACUGUAACAAGAAGCGAAGUUCAUUCUAACUGCUCCAGAGACACAUCCAUGUCUGUUGCUGUGGAAGACCAACUGGACGCCCAAUUGUUUUAAGGACACGAUUUCAUAAAAAAAAAACAGACAAUUGCUACGAGUCAUAUUCAAGUGGUAGCAAAUUUGUAACCCAAGGCACAUUUUCUGUCUUGUAUUCAUACUCUCUGUACUCCAUGUAAUGCAUAUAUGUCUUCAUCUAGAGAAGCUUUUUUUUUUUUUUUAAUUGAGUUUACAUUUCUUUAGAAUAAUGAAAUUCCCGAUUGAUGUUUGAUGUUUCUGAAUCUCUAGCAGUUAACAUUGUUCUACGGGGUGUUUCCCUCUUCCCAGUAUGAUUAUACAGUAUAUUGGCAAAAACCACUCCAUAUAUUGAACCAUUAUUAAGCUAUUUCCAAUUAAGAGUUCAUCGUCUUAAAUGAAUUACAUAAAGUCCCAUCAUCGGUUUUUAUUUGAAAGAAUGAUUUUGCCCUGUAGACUUAUGAUCAGUAGCUGUACAUUUUGGUGCAUAUCAAGGGUUGAAAAGAUAGCUACAAACUUCCCAAACUUGAGUUGUCCAGGCUUUUGAAAUGGUGAACUAUGGCCUUAACCACAAAGAAAAAAUGUUUCUUGGUAAAGGAAUUUGCAUUUUUCAUGUAUUUUCCAUAGGUAGCAGAGUUAUGCCACUAAUGGUACAAUAAUUCCAUGUAAAAGACCUAAUAAAAGUAGCUAUAGGUAUAGCUAUAAGGUUCGAAUGGUAAAUUAGAAUAUUCGAGUUUGGUCAAAACUCACAAUUUCGAGUUUAAAACAACAAACUCAAAUUAAAAUUCAAGAUUAAUCAUCCUCCUACCCUGGAAACCAUUCGAAUUCUAUAGGCCACCAGCAAAAACCUUAUUAAAGAGGAAGUAAAGUCUAAAAUAGAAUAAGGCUAGAAAUGCUGUAUUUUGUAAACUAAACAUUAACAUGAACUUA